Molecule: messenger RNA, 1782 nt
Organism: Paecilomyces variotii
Lineage: Eukaryota; Fungi; Ascomycota; Eurotiomycetes; Eurotiales; Thermoascaceae
Product: conidial pigment biosynthesis oxidase Arb2/brown2
Exons: 7
Coding region: 1-1782 (593 amino acids)
Molecular function (GO): copper ion binding; oxidoreductase activity
Source: RefSeq, a predicted model, not a curated record
AUGGCUCCCCUGAAGUCUUUCAUGGCGCUGUGCGCCGCAUCCCUGCUACCAUCAAUCUAUGGGCGCCACGUUCCUUUCGAACUAAAUCUCACAUGGGAAGUGGGAGCCCCUGAUGGAAACCCCAGGGAGAUGGUUUUCAUGAAUGGCCAGUUCCCUGGGCCGGAACUGCGAAUUGAUGAGGGCGAUAAUGUUGAGUUUAUUGUCCAUAACAACAUGCCUUUCAACACCAGUAUCCAUUUCCACGGUAUAGAGCAACUCAACACUGUAUGGUCAGAUGGUGUCCCCGGCCUCACACAAAAGCCCAUCCAGCCAGGAGAAAGCUUCACUUAUAAGUGGACUGCUACUCAAUAUGGCACUUACUGGUAUCACUCUCAUGCCCGCUCUACCAUGGCUGACGGACUUUAUGGCCCAAUCUGGAUCAAUCCCAAACCGGGCUCACCGCAACCAUUCGAAUUGAUUUCCAAAAAUGAGGACGAUCUUAGGGCUAUGCGUCGUGCAGAGGCUAAUCCACGCCUUGUUGUUUUGUCGGAUUGGGAUCAUCUGACAUCUGAAGAGUAUCAAGGUCUGCAGGAAUACAGUGGUCUUGACAUCUUUUGCGUCGACAGCAUUCUGAUCAACGGUAGAGGUGCUGUGCACUGCCCUAGCGCCGAUGAGCUAUACAGCUACGAGACUCCUUACCUUAAGGGCGCGAUUGAUAACUUGAACUUGACAGACAAGGGAUGUUAUCCUAACAUUUUCAAGACCCAAGGCGGUUUCCCCUAUAAUGAAUCCAGGAUCCCUCCGGGUGUCAAUUCGGGCUGUGUUGCUACCACUGGAAGUCAGGAAGUCAUCGAGGUAGAUCCUCAAGAAGGCUGGGCCAGUUUCAAGUUUAUCAGUGCGGCUUGGAUGAAAUCCUUCGUCGUGUCCAUUGACGAGCACCCAAUGUGGGUCUACGAGGUUGACGGUCACUACAUCGAACCACAGCUUGUCGACUCAUUCUCUAUGUUCAAUGGCGAACGCUAUUCGGCCAUGGUCAAACUGGACAAGACACCAAAGAACUACACUAUCAGAAUCCCAGACACAAAUGCUGACCAGAUCAUUGCCGGUUUUGCAACACUCUCAUACAAGAACGGCAAGGAUCUUGGGCCGUCAAAGCCUUAUGUCAACUACGGCGGUCUGAAUGUCUCGGCAGAUGUAGUCGCUUUGAACGUGAAAUCACUGCCACCCUACCCGCCGAUUAAGCCGGCAGCGACCGCUGAUAAGAUGCUUAACCUUACUUUGGGACGCAUCAACUCUUCAUGGCAAUGGACACUCCAAGGCAGCCAGCUUUGGGAUGUUAUGGCCAACCUGGAUACUCCUCUUCUGUUUGAUCUCGAUGCAAGGAAGAACCUUGGAAGCAAGCUUACUCCAUCGACUAAGAACGGCACAUGGGUCGACCUGCUACUUCAAAUGGGCGAGUUCCCCAAAACGGCUCCGAUCCAAGCUCCCCAUGUGAUCCACAAACAUUCUAACAAGGCCUUUAUUAUCGGGUUUGGCCAAGGGUUCUUUAACUGGACCAGUGUCGAAGAGGCUGUCCAACAAGCACCUUCAGAUUUCGAAUUGGAAAACCCCCAGCUAAGGGACACAUUUGUCACCAACGCUCUUACUGGGCCUGCUUGGAUGCUUUUACGAUACCAGGUGGUCAACCCGGGCCCGUUCUUGCUUCACUGUCACAUCGAAACCCAUUUGGCUUCUGGAAUGGGCGUUGCCUUGCUCGAUGGUAUUGACAAAUGGCCCGAGGUUCCUCCGGAGUACGCCAUCUAG